Coniophora puteana RWD-64-598 SS2 is the source of this 441-nucleotide messenger RNA. RefSeq lists its product as uncharacterized. The transcript has 2 exons. The record is from RefSeq and is a predicted model, not a curated record. Lineage: Eukaryota; Fungi; Basidiomycota; Agaricomycetes; Boletales; Coniophoraceae. The coding region runs from base 1 to 441 and encodes 146 amino acids.
AUGGACGAGGACGACGAGGACAACGCGGACAACGACGUUGACUUCCCCUCAGCCCCGCCUUUCUCGAAGGAUCACAACAAGGCCCCUACCCUCAACUACGGCCAUCUCAUUACCGAGCGUUGCUCAAGGGUUAGUGUCGCCGAGGCAUUGGCUUGCUCGGCCCGGUUUGCUCUGUCCUCUCGCCGAAGCAAGGUCUCGGCGAGCGAAGUAGUCACAAACACUACCGGGCUUCAACUCGAUGCGCGCGCUUUCCGCCGCAUCAGAUUGAGCUCGCCUGACAACGUCGCGGCCACCAUCAUCUUCGUCAUCUAUCUCUUUUCUUGUCUCGCAAGCUCUUCUUUCGACCCUAGCAUUCGUAAUCAUCAGCAUUCUCGCAUAUACUUCUCGGUCGUCGAGCCUGUACAUUGUUUUCUCCUCUUCAUGAUUACUGAUGAACCCUGA